CGCCGUGUUAGAUUUACAACGAUUCGGUGGCUAAUCGUUAGAUUUUGGAUUAAGGUUACAGACGACGACGAGAGAUGCCGUCAAACGGAGAUCUCGACCGUCAGAUCGAACAGUUAAUGGAGUGUAAACCGUUGGGUGAAGCAGACGUGAAGAUCCUCUGCGAUCAAGCCAAAGCGAUUCUCGUUGAGGAAUAUAAUGUUCAACCGGUUAAGUGUCCGGUUACGGUAUGCGGCGAUAUCCAUGGACAGUUUUAUGACCUAAUUGAGCUUUUUCGUAUUGGUGGUAAUGCUCCUGAUACUAAUUACCUCUUCAUGGGUGAUUAUGUAGAUCGUGGCUACUAUUCAGUAGAAACAGUCUCUCUAUUGGUGGCACUGAAGGUGCGUUACAGGGACAGACUCACGAUCCUGCGAGGGAAUCAUGAGAGUCGUCAGAUUACACAAGUCUAUGGUUUUUACGACGAAUGCUUAAGGAAAUACGGAAAUGCAAAUGUGUGGAAGUACUUUACGGACCUUUUCGAUUAUCUUCCUCUUACAGCACUCAUAGAGAGUCAGGUUUUCUGUUUGCAUGGAGGACUUUCACCUUCUCUGGAUACCCUUGACAAUAUCCGAAGCUUGGAUCGAAUACAAGAGGUUCCACAUGAAGGACCAAUGUGCGAUCUACUCUGGUCUGAUCCAGAUGAUCGUUGUGGAUGGGGAAUAUCUCCCCGUGGUGCUGGUUACACGUUUGGACAGGACAUUGCUACUCAGUUUAAUCAUAACAAUGGACUGAGUCUGAUAUCAAGAGCGCAUCAACUUGUAAUGGAGGGCUAUAACUGGUGUCAGGAAAAGAACGUAGUGACGGUGUUUAGUGCACCAAACUACUGUUACAGAUGUGGAAACAUGGCAGCAAUUCUUGAGAUUGGAGAAAAGAUGGAACAGAACUUCCUUCAGUUCGAUCCAGCACCUAGACAGGUCGAACCCGAUACCACCCGCAAGACCCCUGAUUAUUUUUUGUGAUUUCCCUACCACUUCAUUUUUUA
Molecule: messenger RNA, 1018 nt
Organism: Arabidopsis arenosa
Lineage: Eukaryota; Viridiplantae; Streptophyta; Magnoliopsida; Brassicales; Brassicaceae
Source: the annotation of a GenBank genome assembly